Messenger RNA from Chenopodium quinoa (quinoa), 1209 nucleotides. Its product is annotated as F-box protein CPR30-like. The transcript has a single exon. The coding region runs from base 1 to 1209 and encodes 402 amino acids. Gene Ontology annotation, molecular function: protein binding. The record is from RefSeq and is a predicted model, not a curated record. NCBI's taxonomy places the organism in Eukaryota, Viridiplantae, Streptophyta, Magnoliopsida, Caryophyllales, Amaranthaceae.
AUGGUCAAAAAAUCCUAUCUAUCUCUUGAAUUGGCAAUUCCGGAAGACAUUAUAAUUCCCCAUAUCCUAAUGAAACUACCCGUUAGAUCACUCCUUUGUUUGAAGUGUGUUUCCAAAUACUUCAAAACCCUAAUAUCAAGUCCGGAAUUUAUUAACUUUCACCUCCGUACCCUAAAUUCAUCGUCCGAUGAUGAAAAACUUUAUAUUCUCCAGUCAUACUAUCAUUGUCUCUACUCUUUGGAUUCAACUUCCUUAUCAUCUUCCUCACCUGUUGAACGACUCAAACUCCGUUAUCCUCAAAAACAAGGUGGACGUAGUGUUAUAUACUACAAAUUAAUAGGAUCUUGCAAUGGCUUGCAUUGUGUUCAAUCGGAUGAAGGAUUUUACUUAGAUUACGUUGUAUUCAAUCCAUCUACUGGGGUUUACAAGAAAAUAGGGUUUCACUUUGUGGAUAUAGAUCUUCCGAUCAAUGGACUAUUUUUGGUACAUUCUGGAUUUGGUUUCGAUAAUGUUAGUAACGAUUACAAGAUUGUUAUGUUAGUAUCAACAUGUUGUGGUUCCAACCCGUCGUCGUGUCAAAUAUUUGUUUACAGCUUGAUGGCCAAUUCCUGGAGAGCUUUGGACAUCCACUUUAACUACUAUCAGAGUUUAAAGAAUGACCCGGCUGCAGUGAUUGAUAAACAUCUAUUUCAUUUCCUAUUCAAUGAAGGUGUGGUUGGUUGUUUCGACAUUCAGACUGAACAAUGGAGCAAAUUCGAGUUGCCUACUUUCAUUAAUAGAGAUGAUAAAUUAUUUUGGGAGUUGGGUGUUUUCGAAGGUUGCUUGUAUAUAAUGGUACAUGAUUUGGUUGCGGUAGAAUUCCUCGAUUUUGAUACGAACUAUGAAGUUUGGGUGAUGAAAGAGUACAAGGUGAAAGAAUCAUGGAGUAAAAUUACAAGCGUAUGGAAUCAAGAAUUGUGGCCAAAGGAAAGGAAAUUUAUUAAUGAUAGUAUUUCGCCUCUUAAAUACUCUGACAAAUUAAGAGAUGACCAGAUUUUGUUUUGGAAUGAGUAUAAUUCUACGUUUAUAUAUUACAAUAUCGAAUCUAAAUUACCAAAUAUAGUCGAAAUCAAUGGUGUGGUUUCUACUGAAUCCAAAGCUUAUUUUUGUCACGAAACCCUUGUUACCAUUCCCGGUGGUAAACAACUUCGAGGAGUUUUGAGAAAAUAA